AUGCAGACAACCGUCUAUUGGAGUGUUCAGCAAUCGCCUAAAGAGAAGUCAAGCAAGACAAAAGCUGGCCGAACGGGUUGUCCCAUCAAGAACCACUUCCGGAUCGACCUCAAGUGCCCGCGCGGCGGAGUCCACAUCCCAGUCCCCAACUCAAGGAAGCAGCACACCUUAUCCCGGAAAUGCGGCUGCCAGAGCAAGUUCAGCAUCUUUCACGACGUCCAGAGCAACUCCCUCCGAGGCUUGGCUGGAAGGCGAUAUAGGCCCUGGCAAAUUGCCCAGAAAUUGCUGCUAUGCGCGGCCGCGGGAUCAAGUUGGAAGCCGGAAAUCUCAAGCUUGACCGGUUUCGAUAUCUUGUUGCAACCCGAAUAG
Puccinia triticina is the source of this 369-nucleotide messenger RNA. RefSeq lists its product as uncharacterized. The record is from RefSeq and is a predicted model, not a curated record. The transcript is spliced from 3 exons. The coding region runs from base 1 to 369 and encodes 122 amino acids. NCBI's taxonomy places the organism in Eukaryota, Fungi, Basidiomycota, Pucciniomycetes, Pucciniales, Pucciniaceae.